UUGAACACAGGUGCCAUGCGCGUGGGAAGUAGUAGGGCAGCGAUGCAAGAAGGCGAGAAGCGAACUGUCAGCAAACCUGCUUGGCAACUGUGUCCGAGGGGCUGGCCAAGGUCUCCCGACCACCCGCUUGCCAGUCGGUACCCUCCAGUUGUGAGUUGCGGGUUGAGUACUACGAUCGGAACCGCCAAGACGGAGCAGCAGCAGCAGCAGCAGCAGGGCGCUGCCCCCAGCUUGCCCCCCACUUCGGAGUGUUCCUCGCCACCGGGCUCUCCCACGCCCACUGGCUACCAAACCUCUGCUCCGAGCUCACGCGAAGGUUCUCCGACUCCAAGAAGGAAAGUGCGCCGGACCCCCCUAGGAAAAGUGUCUGGUAGUGGCAUGAUAGAGGUUGUGCCAGGCAAGGCACCGCAGGGCACCGCGAUGUGGCGACCUCGACCGGACUCUUCUAGAGACUCAGCCGUCCCUCCUUGGGCUGAUCCGAAUGCACAGGCCCCUCCGCCGCCCUCCCAGGUAUAUAACCCCCUAUCGCCUACAUCUCAAAGGCGACAAAUGAAGCUUUCCGCGCCCACGUCGUCAGCCGUGGAGGCCAACCCAUCUCCAAAGCAUUUCAACCGCCCGACUCCAGGCGCCAGUCCCGUCAUGGCCCGAAGAUCACUUUCCCGCAACAGUGGCCCGCACAGGGCCCGUUCCGUGGACUCCAUCGCUCGAACACCUCCCUGGGCUGACCACAAGCUGCGCCACACCCCAAGGACUGAGUCACCUCUCAGUGCCUCGACAAAAGCUAAGGCAACGUCUUCUACGUCUCUUGAAAAAGCUGAAGAAUUUACUGUUGUCUCCGCUUCUUCUGAGACCCACGUCACAGUUCGAGAACAACAGUCUGCGGUGGAGCUGACUAUCGGGUGUCCUGCGCCGGGUGUCGGCUCUCAUGGAGUCGUUAAUGGAACCCAGCAGCUGCCUUCCCCAUUGGUCAGUCCCACUCCCUCUGCCGAAAGCCAGCCCGUCCCUGGCAGCCUGUCGCAGGAACAGAGUUCCCCCACUCCUUGGCGUAAGCAGCGGGCAGCGGGUGCCAACGUCACCCCCGCACACCAGCAGCAACCCGCACAUCCACCUGCUGCCAGUGCUGCCCCUGACAGUGUGCUCACCACUACUGGUGCCAUUACAACCCCGGCCUCCCAGCAGGCACCCUGGAGAAAAGGAAGAGGGGAAACUGUCCAGUUAUCACAGAGUUCUUCUGACAAACCAGCUUCUAUUGCGCCGGAAACUGCCAGACAAGAGGGAACAGGAACAAAUUCACAGCCUAAUUGGCGAAAACAGAAAACAAAAUCUCGACCAUCAGACACAUCUAAAGUAUCUACUGCUGCACAAUCUCAAGCGCUAUCUUCCGCUGGUGCUACGACUUCCCAACCUAUUCCCUCUGCCACGGUUGAUGGUAGUGCUUCUAAGACGACUCUUCAUCAAGUUUCAGUCACAUCUAGUGCCACUUCUUCAGCGUCUACUGAAGCUGCAAGCAAAUCUACUCAACAAAUACCGUCUGUGGGCCAAACUGUAGCAGAUACGUCUGUCAUUACGUCAACUAUCUCUUCCCACCAGUCAGCCAGCCAAUCUGCACAUUCUGUUAAUGUGGUAAACACUAAAAAAUCCAUCGUCUCUGCUAGUACUUCCUCCUCUGUUGUCACAUCUAAAGGCGAACGAAACGCUAUUUCCCAGGCAGACAGUUCGCAAAUAUCGGCAAGUUCGACCGCAGUCUCCACACCGCCCUCCAGCACUGCCGCCGAUCUCACUCCUACCAAAGGGCCUGGAGGGUCUGGAACUGAACCCCCGGUAGGACCUCCUGAGCCUCCUCAAAGAAGCGACUCAAGCGGAGCGUCUGUCAAGAACAAGCGCGACUUCCCUUCCACACCGACUCUAACAUCUUCCCCUGUAGCAGCUGCACCCAGACACUCUGCGGCAGGGCACACCAGUGACACUCAAAUAAAUAAACCUGAUAGUGUUCCUGGCACUUCGCAAGUACCGUUACCACCUAAAGAAAUUGUGGGUACACUAUCCCAGUCCACGCCAAGCCAGGUUAGGGAUAGUUUCUCGCCCACACCCACUAUGCCCAUCCCGACGCCACCUCCUGAGCCCAGUGCCAAUCUGGUGAAGGCUGGCGGAGUGACGCAAUCACCCCAAACAGCGCCUGGGGAUAAGAGCAGCGAGACAACACCCCAAACAGAUUAUACCGCAGCAAUGAAAGAUCCCGGUCCUCUGCCGCCGCCGCCACCGGUUACUGACAUGUCUUUGGAGAGCAUCGAGGCUAACCCGACCUUCCCGCCACCUCCCGCCUCCAUACAGGAUGAGAGAAUGAGAGGACUUCCCCCACCAAUGCGGGAACUGCCGAAGGAAGAAUUAGGCCCCGAGAAUGAGGAGUACGUGCGAGAAUCUGUAACAAAACGUAUCAAAGCCUUCGAGAAGCAGGCGUCGGAGGAAGAGCAGCCUGCCCUUGAACGACGCCAGCAUGUCGCCCGCCCUGUUGCUCCUUGGGUGAAGAAAACGUCCGCUGGUCCCGUCCAGCACGAUACCUACUGGGACAUGACUUCCCCUGAGGAGCGCACUGAUGGCAUUCCUGUCCCACCCGUCCAGGCCUCGACCCCUGCCCCGGCACCCGCUCCCGCCCCGCCUCCGCCUCCCCCGCCGGCUCAAACGAAACUCGAGCGUACGAUGUCCCCCACGAGGCCUGCACAGACCAAGGCCCCUGUCUCUGCCUCCCCUCCCGGCCCAGCAGUCCGGUUCAGCCCCUGCCCUCCGAAGAGCCAGCCCGGUGGUGUUGUCAAGAGCCUCUCCACCAGCCGGCCGCGCGUCGUGCCACAGCGUCAGAGGUCCGUUUCUACAGGGGACUACAUCGCUAAUUACAUCAUCCCAGACGAUCUCUGCAAGAUGCCAGCUGAAGGAUCUGCGCCCAUAGCAACAGAGCCAAUACUGCCCCCAUCCCCAGUGAAGGAAGAACCUUUGUUUGAUCCCUGGUGUGACCCGGCGAAUCCUCGCACCAUCACCUUUCAGGAUGUUAGUGCAGCAGCUUUCAAGAUUAAGUCUGGCAUUAUGAAUACCCCAUGCACCCGCUCUCAUCUCUCCAACGUCACUGACAUGGAAAUAUUUUUCAAGAAGGAGUUCAACCAGUGCACUGGCAGCUUCAAGGAACGUGGUGCACGUUACACACUCCUUAUGCUCACUCCAGAACAACAGAAAAAGGGUGUCAUUGCUGCAUCAGCUGGCAAUCAUGCACUGGCCCUGUCCUACCAUGGGCAGGACCUUGGCAUUCCCGUCACUGUGGUGAUGCCCUUGGUGGCCCCCAUUAUGAAGGUACAGGCAUGUCGGCAGCACGGGGCCAACGUCAUUGUCAGAGGGAAAGACAUUGGAGAAUGUAGGGAACAUGCUCUCAGACUCUCCAAGGAGCAGGAUCUCCUUUACAUUAAUGGAUAUGACCACCCUCACAUCAUUGCGGGCCAGGGCACAAUGGGUCUGGAGAUCGUUGAGCAAGUGCCCAACAUUGAUGCAGUGGUCAUCCCAGUGGGUGGCGGUGGCCUUAUAGCAGGUGUGGCCUUGGCUGUGAAGGCGCUCUAUCCACAUGUUAAAGUCAUAGGUGUGGAGUCUGAGCGGUGUGCAAGCUUCAGUGGUGCCAUGAGAGCAGGCAAACCUGUGUAUGUUAAGGCAGAGUCCACUCUGGCAGAUGGUCUGGCUGUCCCAAAAGUUGGCGUCAAUGCCUUUGCCACAGCAUGUCAACUUGUUGAUAAGGUGGUAACAGUGAAAGAGGAGUGGAUUGCUAUUUCCAUCUUGCGUCUGGUAGAGGGUGAGAAGGCAGUGGUAGAGGGAGCUGGAGCCACAGCUCUUGCUGCCAUCCUUGCUGGGGAACUUCAGGAACUAAAAGGCAAAAGGGUGGUCAUCCCACUGUGUGGAGGCAACAUUGACACCACUGUGCUGGGUCGGUGUCUGGAGCGUGGUCUAGCAGCUGAUGGACGAUUGGUCAAAUUUACUGUGACAGUCAGUGACCGACCUGGAGGUAUCGCGGAGCUGACACGAUUGCUAGCCAACCUCGGCGUUUCCAUCAAGGACAUGGUACAUGAGCGAGCAUGGAUCAGGAGUGACAUCUUCAGUGUAGAGGUGAAGGUGCUGUGUGAAACCAGAGAUAAGGAACACUCGGAGGAGCUGCGCAACGCUCUCCUACAGCGCUACAAGAUACUCCGCUUCGGCAGUCAGUCUCCUCCUGGGGCGAUGGGCCAGUAACUCUCUUUUGAUCUUCUUUCUUCUUGAGGUGAAGGUAAUGGCCGAGACCAGGGACUAUGAACAUUGGCUGGAGCUGAAGUCUGCACUUGAACAGCGAUACAAAAGACUGCGCUUCGCUCUGCCUGAUCUUGUGCAUGAUAGCACGCCCUCUUACCCUUAGUCAGUCCAUUACACCACCGCAUCCUUUGUAUUUGUAGUGUGCCUCCAAGACUGCAGCAUUCAAUUUAUGACGGACUGUCUUUCCCAUGGUGGACUCCCAUAUGAAUGAAUAUUAUUUUUGAAUUAGGCAUUUUCACCAUGGGAUGAUAGGUGAUAAGUAUAGCACGUAAUUAAAGAACAGCGAGGCUUGGGAAUGUGUAGGGGCUGGUCCACCACACUAGUCUACUCUCAUUUAUCUCGUUAACAAUGUUAGUAGUGUCUCUUUAGCUUCUUACCUUAUCACAUACUGAGCUUAAGACAAUCACUGUUACUGCAGCAAUAAUUCUGUGCUAUGAUGUGUUAAUGAAAAUUUUAAAAGUAUCAUCUUCAUGAAAUGUGCUCGUGUGGGAGCGAAAGCUGAGUCAGGACAGGGACAGCUGUGUGGAAGGGGAUUUGGGGAAGAACCAAGGGAGAGUUAAAGGUGGGCAGCCACGGAAUAAAGUGUGGGCAAGUGGCAUGCCUAGAGUAGCAAGGGAAGGGAGGUGUACUGGGCAGUGGGGACAUGCACACGCUUUUGUUGUGAGGGAUUAGUAUAUUGGAAUGUAUAUAUAAAAUUAAUGAUGAUGAUGAUGAUGAUGAUAAUAAUAAUAAUAAUAAUAAUAAUAAUAAUAAUAAUGAUUUAUAACAUGAUUUUUUUUUUGUUCUUUUGUUGCGAGAUGUAUAUACGGGAUUGAUUAUAGAUAUUUUCGUAAUUAUAUAUCGAAAAAGAAUGCCCUUGUCAUUUGAUCAGUCGAGGCAAUGCUACAUGAUUACGUGUUACCCAGCCGACAGUCACGCUGGGGCUGGUGAGUCAUGUACGCAUCUCUUCUUGCACUCAGUUUGUAUUGAAACACAGUGAAAAGUCAUUUACUAAGAACUUCAAGUUUGGGAAAGAAACUGGGCUAGAAGUUAAGGUUUAAUUAUCUUGCCUUCGGUCAGAACGAAAAAGCAGCAGACGCGGAGGCGGAGAGGGUGGGGAGUGAGCAGGCAGGUAGGUAGGUGGAGGGUUGGUAGCGCAGGUCAGCAGGAAUGAUGAGACCAGGAUGGUAGGUGAGAGGGUGAGGCUGUGAGAGAUGUACUUAAGUCAUUCACACUGCUGCUUUCUUGGCUUGCCCCAUCACGACGGCAAUAUUAUGUUAUUAGGUUUCCAUUGGUCGUAUUCUAUUUUCAUGUAGUAUUUUGAAUAAAGUCUCAUUCCA
Scylla paramamosain (green mud crab) is the source of this 5633-nucleotide messenger RNA. RefSeq names its product mucin-2-like. Gene Ontology annotation, molecular function: L-serine ammonia-lyase activity; threonine deaminase activity. The record is from RefSeq and is a predicted model, not a curated record. The coding region runs from base 16 to 4257 and encodes 1413 amino acids. NCBI's taxonomy places the organism in Eukaryota, Metazoa, Arthropoda, Malacostraca, Decapoda, Portunidae. The transcript has 14 exons. Gene Ontology annotation, biological process: L-threonine catabolic process; L-serine catabolic process.